Diaporthe amygdali is the source of this 1641-nucleotide messenger RNA. RefSeq names its product zinc carboxypeptidase. The record is from RefSeq and is a predicted model, not a curated record. Bases 1 to 1641 code for a protein of 546 amino acids. Gene Ontology annotation, biological process: proteolysis. Lineage: Eukaryota; Fungi; Ascomycota; Sordariomycetes; Diaporthales; Diaporthaceae. Gene Ontology annotation, molecular function: zinc ion binding; metallocarboxypeptidase activity. The transcript has 3 exons.
AUGCAACUACCGUCCGCCAUCUUUCUCCCCCUCCUCCUUGCCUCUUCAAUUCCCGGCAGCGCCGCCGCGGCACACGGCCAUCACAAUCACCCCCACCCUGACCGAUCCGUCUUCCCCUGGUUGACAUGGCUUCGAGAUAGCGCCGUGCAGAUGGUCUUCGGCCGGCCCGCCUCCAAAGACUUCGAGCAAAAAAUACCAAACCUGGGCCGGAAAUAUCAGGAUGAGAUAAUUCUCCGCUUCAACAUCUCCACGGCCGAGGAAGAGGCGGCGUUGGCAGAGGCGACCGAGCGCCUGUUCCUGGAUAUAUGGUCGUGGGACGGCACAGUGGAUUUGAGGGUGCAGAAGAACUAUGUCAAGUCACUACUGGGGCUGCUGCCGCCGUCCCUGGGAAACUCGUACUGGGUCAUGGUCGACGACCUGCCAUCGGCCGUGUACGCCUCCUACCCUUCUCCACAAACGCCCAAGGAGCAGUCCCAAUUCGAGCGCAAGGUGAGCGUGGACCUGAUGAGACCUCGGGCCCCAAGCAAUGGCGACGAGGGCUUGUAUUUCUUCCGCAACUACCAACCUCACAAGGUCGUCGUGCGAUGGAUGCGUCUGAUCGAGGCAAUGUUUCCCUCCUUUGUGCGGUUCACUACCAUUGGGCAGACAUACGAAGGUCGCGAAAUCCCGGCGCUGGUGGUUGGUCCUGGCCUCAGCGACCAAGGGCAGCCUCGCAAGACACUGGUCAUUAUGGGAGGCUCCCACGCUCGUGAAUGGAUCUCCACAACGACGGUCAACUAUCUUGCCUGGGCUCUCAUCACUAGCUACGGCAAGGACCCGCUAGUCACCAAGUUCCUGAAUAAGUUCGAUGUUGUCUUCAUCCCUGAGCUCAACCCGGACGGAAUUGAGUACACGUGGAGCGCCGACAGACUGUGGAGGAAGUCCCGCCAACACACGAGCCUGCAAUUCUGCCGCGGGCUGGACCUUGACCAUGCAUUUGGAUACCAGUGGGACGGGUCCGGGGUGCACCAGAACGACCCCUGUUCAGAGAGUUACGGCGGUGAUGAACCAUGGGAAUCAGUUGAAGUCUCAGCUCUGCGCGACUGGGCGAGGAUUCAAGUCGAAGCCAACAAUGUCGACUUCGUCGGCCUGGUGGAUCUGCAUUCUUACUCCCAGCAAAUCUUGUUCCCCUAUGCUUAUACCUGCGGCGUCGAGCCGCCCAAUAUAGAGAAGAUGGAGGAGCUCGCUUUGGGGCUGGCGAAGUCCAUCAGGUUGUUCUCUGGCGAGAGCUACUCCGUCAAACCGGCCUGCAGGGGCGCUGUCACGGACUCGAAUACGGAAAAAGCCCUCAGGAUCGAGCCUACCGGGGGCUCCGCCAUUGACUGGUUCUACCACGAACUGGGAGCUCAUUAUAGUUACCAGAUUAAGCUACGGGAUACUGGCAGCUAUGGCUUCCUGCUGCCGAGUGACCAAAUCAUUCCAACGGGGGAGGAGAUACUGCAAUCAAUUAAGUACCUUGGAGAUUUCCUACUCGGCAACGAUGGCAUCGAGAACUUGCAGGCCCGUCCCGAAGAAGCUGCCGAGCCCGACGAGGAGUUGCUUGCUAUCUCAGAAGAGUACGACGACAUUAUGGAGCUGAAGAAGCGGCGCCGGAAGAGGUAG